UGUACUUGCCCACACCAUUGAAGUUGUUGGUCCCUUUGCUCCCUGACACCAAACCACUGGGACUAUUUUACACUUUACUCUACUUCUACUUUUACUCAUCUGCACUCUGUAUCAUGGAGUUUCAGAGUGUGAAGGAAAACUGUUGUGGUCAGAGUGGGAAGAUCCUGUGAGGAGGCUGACAACGUGGUUUCACUAUCUGAGACUGAAGGCACAGAACUAUUUGCCAUCCACCUUUCACCAUGAGCUCCUGGGUGGUAAACAGAAAAGGAGAGCCUCAAUACCGCCGGCACUUCCUCACAGACAACAGCAUCUUCCAGGUGGAGCGAUGCAUGAGUGUGAUGCAGUCCGGGACACAGAUGGUGAAGCUGAAGGCAGGAUCGAAAGGGCUGGUGAGACUCUUCUACCUGGAUGAGCAUCGGUCCUGCAUCCGCUGGAAGCCCUCACGCAAGAGUGAGAAGGCCAAGAUCACCAUUGAUUCGCUGUACAAAGUGACAGAGGGUGGUCAAUCAGACAUCUUCCAUCGGCAUGCAGACAGCAGCUUUGACCCAGCCUGCUGCUUCACAGUGUACCAUGGCAACCACAUGGAGUCCCUUGACUUGGUGACGUCCAAUGCAGAAGAAGCCAGAACCUGGAUAACGGGCCUCGGCUACCUGAUGGCUGGGAUCAGUGAUGAGGACUCACUGGCCAAACGGCAGCGGACACACAACCAGUGGAUGAAGCAGACAUUUGAGGAGGCGGACAAAAACGGAGACGGUCUCCUAAACAUCGAGGAGAUUUACCAACUUCUGCACAAGCUGAAUGUCAAUCUUCCUCGCAGGAAGGUCAAGCAAAUGUUUCAGGAGGCAGACACAGAUGACCAGCAGGGCACGCUGACGUACGAGGAGUUCUCUGUCUUCUACAAGAUGAUGUCUCUGAGACGGGACCUGUUCCUGCUGAUGAUGGCGUACAGCGACAGGAAGGACCACCUGACAGCAGAGGAGCUGGCAAACUUCCUGCGCAACGAGCAGAAGAUAGCCAGUGUGACUCCAGAGUAUGUUGCUGAAAUCGUGGACAAGUUUGAGAUGUCUGACGAGAAUAAACAAAGAGGUGUUAUGGGGAUUGAAGGUUUCACGAGUUUCAUGCGCAGUCCAACGUGUGACAUUUUCAACCCUUUGCACCACGAGGUGAAUCAAGACAUGGAGCAGCCGCUCUGUAACUACUUCAUCGCCUCCUCUCAUAACACCUACCUGACCGGUGACCAGCUUCUCUCUCACUCUAAGACGGACAUGUACGCCUGGGUGCUGCAGUCCGGCUGCCGUUGCGUAGAGGUGGACUGUUGGGAUGGUCCUGAUGGAGAGCCAGUGGUCCAACACGGCUACACUCUGACCUCCAAGAUACCGUUCAAAUCUGUCAUAGAGACCAUCAAUAAAUAUGCCUUCAUAAAUAACCAGUACCCGGUGAUUCUGUCCAUAGAGAACCACUGUAGCAUCCAUCAGCAGAAGAAAAUUGCUCAGUACCUGCGAGAAAUCUUUGGAGACAAACUUGACGUGGGACACGCGCUGAGCAGAGACUCCAAAACAUUACCCAGUCCUCUCAGCCUGCAGGGCAAGAUACUCAUCAAAGGAAAACGUCUGCCUUCCUAUCUGUCUGCCGACGCAGAGGAAGGGGAAGUAUCGGAUGAUGACAGCGCUGAUGAAAUUGAGGAUGACUUCAAGCUCAAGAAUGGAAACGGUCACCACCAGGUGGAGUCUCACAUCAGGAAGAAACUGGACUCUCUAUUGAAGGAGUCUCGCAUCGGAGACAAGGAAGACACCGACAGCUUCAGCAUCCGAGCCCUGCUGCGAGCCACGCACCAGGGCCUCCAAAAAAACCUGCGGCAGAGCUCCAGAGGGGUUCUGAAGAAAUCCCAAAGCAGAUCCUUCAUCACGACUCUCAAACAGAAGAGGCACUCCAAAUCCAGGCUGUCAUGCCAAAGCGUGGAGAAGGAUGAGGAUGGUCAGGAGACAUCUGGGCGGGAGGCUGGAGGACAGUUCAACAGGGGUGGAAGGAAGAGGAAGACAAUGAAACUGAGCAGAGAUCUGUCGAACCUGGUGGUGUUCACCAACUCCGUCGCCUCACAAGAGUGCCUCAAUGAAGGUACUCCAGGUGACGUCCUGUCAUUCAGCGAGACCAGAGCUCAGUCUCUGGUGAAUCACAAAACCGAACAGUUCCUGGCUUUUAACCAGAGGCAGCUGUCACGGAUUUAUCCCUCGGCCUAUCGCAUCGACUCGUCCAAUUUCAACCCGCAGUUCUACUGGAACGUGGGCUGUCAGCUGGUUGCUCUGAACUACCAGACGGAGGGCAGGAUGAUGCAGCUCAACAGAGCCAAAUUCAUGGUGAAUGGAGGCAGUGGCUACGUCCUGAAGCCCCCUCCCAUGUGUAAAGGCUCCUUCAACCCAUUCAGUGAUGACCCACUUCCAGCUUACCCCAAGAAGCAGCUCAUUCUCAAGAUCAUUAGUGGACAGCAGUUGCCCAAGCCACCAGACUCCAUGCUGGGGGACCGUGGCGAGAUUAUCGAUCCAUUUGUGGAAGUGGAGAUCAUUGGGCUUCCAGUCGACUGCUGCAAGGAACAGACACGAGUUGUUGAUGACAAUGGUUUCAACCCAGUGUGGGAGGAGACUCUGUCCUUCACGCUCCACAUGGCGGAAGUGGCUUUGGUGCGUUUCCUCGUCUGGGACCACGACCCCAUUGGACGAGAUUUUAUUGGUCAACGGACUGUUGCCUUCAGCAGCCUGAUGACUGGUUACAGACAUGUUUACUUGGAGGGGCUGACCGAGGCGUCCAUCUUUGUGCAUGUGUCAGUGCAUGAUGUCUAUGGGAAGGGUCAUCAGCUGCGAGGUAUCCGGGGUUUGUUUAACCGUUCUUCCAAGUCCUCUGUGGAUACAAACUCUGGCGGACUUCGUAAACGCUCCCUUAGCGAUCACCUCUUGCGGCGCACGGCCAGUGCCCCUGCGAAGGGACGGAAGAAGACCAAGAUGUUGCUAUCAGAGUCUGUGGCAUCAAUAUCAGAGCAUAAGAAUGGCAUGGGGGCAGGGAUCGGAGGAGAGGGCAUGUCAGGGAAGGAGGGAGGGGUGGAGAAGCGUCUCCAACCCAGACCCCCGCUUAUCCACAGGCCGAUUUCCAUGCCCUUAGAAAGGCUUCUGCAAGGACAGCUGUCCCUCUGCUCCCCAGACAAGGAACAGCACGAUAUGGGUGCAGACACUAUCAUAGGAGCUUGUCUCCUUAACAGGCCCAGGUCGUCCUCUGUCAACCUCAUCGAAUCAUCGCUUUCUUUCGAACCAAGCAUCGCAUCCCCUUCCAAGAUGUACAGAAAUAAAGGAUUCGACCAAUCAGCAGAGGCCUCUUAUCUGGUUAUUGGUGGAGGAGACGUAAGAAAGGAAGAUGACUAUGUCAAUUACCCAUCAGAAGACAAUGAAAUCAACAAAUCAAAGACCUUCUCCGCAGGAACAGAGAAAAACUGUUUGGUCUCAUCUUCCACGAACAACAAGAUGGGACUAGAAACAUCAUCAAACAGCACAACAUUCACUGUUGCACCUUCAGUCUCCUCAUCCUCCUCCUCUGCCCCGUCCUCUAUGGCCCCUCUUUCUCCUGUUGGUAUGGACUGUGAUCUAAAGAGUCCUACCUCUUUGCAUGACAGCAUCUCCAGACUCAUUGAUGCUGUGUCCUUGGGCAAUGAGCAAGACACUUGCGGCUCUAUUUCUGCUCUGAUAGGUCAAUUUGAAAGCACCGUUGACCAAAACGAUUUCACAACAUUAUCCCAUGAUCACACUCCUUCCCGUCACUCAAACUUCAGGCCUACCACCCCAAAAGCGCUGCAAGAUUUAAGGCCUCCUCUAAAGACUACCACAGCCUCUCUUAACAAGAAACAUCUGACAAGUACCCAUCAAGCAGCUCAAAAAACAAAUCAUGUAAACCACCAAAUACUUUCAUCGACUCAGACAAAUACAUCUACUCCAGUCCUCUUCUCCAGCCCAGAAACCGCUGAGCUCGAGGAGGUGUACACCAUUCUGGACGAGGAGGUACUUUUGCCUGUAUCAGUGCACAACCUGAGGAAACAGACGGUCCGUUUUCAGGCAGACACUGUGGUGAACACGUCUUUAAAUAGCUUGGGGACCUCUCCGGUAAAAGUGGUUCAGGGGUUGGGGAAAGGGCACAAUGUGGGUUGGGAGGAUAUGCACAGGAAACAGAAUGGAUGUGACGACACUGAGGAGUCAGAGGAGAGAAUAUACGAGGAAGUGAAUGAUCUCCCUGUACCUGGUAUAGAACGGGAUACUUCCCAAAGGUACAUGAGCACUCCUGUUAACGACUCUUUCCAGAUUCAUCGUGACACAGCAAGAAAUACUUUUGCGGAAGUAGAAAUUAAUGUCGAUGAAGAUCCACUGGAUAUAAAGCUGACUUCACCUAGACAUGGCAGCCAAUGGGAGGGGCUCAUGAGUCCAACCAAACGCCAUGCUAUCUACCAAAACCACGAGUCCAUUCCCAACUACUCCCAACAAAAACAGCCUUCGUCAUAUUCUGAUCCUCAACUACAGUAUCCCUCAUAUCCACCUCAUGGAGCAUUUACACACGCUCCCUCCCCAAUCAAUCGACCUUCGUAUCAGUUAUCCGAUCAUCACCGACACCAGAACAACUCCCAGCCUUUAACUUUCCACAGACCUGUCAACUCCAGACCCUCCAACCCUAGUCAGCAGUGUCAGAAUGGCUACUCCAUUCCUCAGGGCAAUUCUUCAGCCCCUAACAACAGCAGAGACUUUAGUUCCUACAAACAACAGAGGAGCUACAGUGGCAGCCAGCUCCUAAACAGGCCUCAGCAAAACAGUCCAGGCUACAACCAGAUGGAGAGGGAGCAAAUGAGGGGUUUCCAGAAUGGUUUCUCCUCAUCUGAAAGCCUGCAUGGCCAAUCUGCUGUGUCCACAAACAUCUGUAGAGACAGAGGACUACCUACUCCUUCUUCAGAUUGCAAUGCAAUAUACAGCCACCUGGAGUAUGACUCCAUCACGCCCUCAUCAGAGUCCUCAGCUCCUCAGAACUCUCAGCCACACAGUCAAAGUCAAACACAACCACACACUCUGCAGUCAUGGAAACAAAAUGUUACUGUGAACAGUUACCAAUCGCAGCCUGAAACCAGAGUUUCAAAUUCAAGGCUUUUAUCAACUCGUUCCCAGUCUGUUCCCAUUGACUCCACAGCCCCCAGCCAAUGUAAGUCCAAGUCUUUGGGAGACCUGACCUCGGAGGACAUAUCAUGCAACUUCCAGAGCAAAUAUCACAUUAUUAGUCGCAGUUUCAUCACUCCACACAUGAGGAAGCAGAGGAGAAUGGGCACCAUGGGGGACGCAACUUUCCAAUUGCAGUCGAGUGAUCCACUCACGGAGCAGCUACGUAAGCUGGUCAGUUUGGAGGCAGAUGACAGUGACAGGGAGAGGCCCCAGUCUCCUCAGCAGCAUUAUGAAGCAAAAUCCCAAUCCCAGUCAGUACCCCCACAGCCCCAGUCAACAAGUAUAGCUCCUGUGGUUCCCAGGGACACAGAUGACUCCCCUCCACCCCUUACCCGUCGCCUAUCUUCUCGGAGCCAGAGCAGAGUGCGUCACAUCAACAACCGUGCACGUGAAAGACAGCAAGAGUCUCUCAAGCCUCGGCCAGGUGUGGUAAUCAAUAGUACCACUAGCAUUGGUGGGGUGGUGUUUAGGAAUAAACCAGCCUCACAGAAUCCACCAGCUAACAGACACUCCACUGGUUCUUACAUAGUUGGCUACCUUGAUCAGCUGGAGGACAGGGGACUUCCCGAGGGUGCUUGCACAUCAUUACGUUAUGGAAAUGGGGAUCAUUAUGGAGAUCGGUACCACACAGAUGACUCUCUUCCAAAUGCAAACUCCUCACACUCUGCGUCAGAGCCCGAGGUCUACUUUCUACUCAGACUGUAGCUCUGAUCUUAACAUAAAAUGAGAUUAAGAAUCGAGCACUGAUUUUUUUGAUGAUGUUCAGUUACACCAAAAGCCAGAGGAUGAAGGAAAAUACAUGCUCGCCAUUAUGUGUUCCCAUGUUCACAGAGCAGAGAUUGCCUGUACAAUAUCAAUGAAUCAUCUCAUAUAAUCCAUGGUUGGAUCUGACAGCAUGAACUUUGUGUAUGAAAUGUCCACUAUUCAAUAGUGAAUGGUCUUUCUAGUCUGGGAGUGUAUUGUCUAUAUUAUACUUAAUGUGUAAAUGUACCUGGGAACUUUGAUUCCCUCCAAAUGGCUUCCUAGACUGAUUGUACAGAUACUUGUUACUUCGUCCCUGUGAUGUACUGUCCAAACUGCGUACACUGACUACAAAGCAAAAAAAAGGAUUGGGUUUUCAGCAGAGAGGGAAUGUCUUUCCUUGUAUCAUUUGAAUGUGUAGUAUAAUCGAACAGCUAGUUUUAAUAGAUGGGAUUCAUCUUUUCAAAAAAUUUAUGUAAGUCUUCCUUCUGUUUCAGUGGUAUUUUCUUUAUUUGUGUCGUAUGAAUAUUCCUGUCAUUGUUUCUAAUCCGCGGUGGAUUUUAGUCAAGUCUAACUGUACAUUUAUGUUUGUGCAUGUUACUUGUGAACAUGUCAAGCAUGACUAUGCACCAGUUUAUACAAUAGAUGUUUCAUCGCUCAACAUUUGCACAGAACAAAUAGUUGCGUUGAACACAACCGAGGACACAGGCUUGUUUGUAAUGGGUGCAAUACAGUACAUAAACACUUCCACGCUUGGACUUGUUGCUCUCUUUGAUCUGUAGAAUUUCAAGACAUGAUUGCAAAGUUUUAAAGAUUUGGAGUUUAAAGGUUUUUAUUUUUAUAAUUACUUUGAUACAGACAGCAAAAAGAAUCUCAUGUUGGUUCUGUUGUUGUGGUUUUAUUUUGUAUAACUUAAUGAAAUGGAAAAAAACAGAGUGAAGACCAGACUGAGGAGGGGAGGGUGGCGGAGCUGCAGUUUAUUUCUUUUUUAUUAUCUUUCAGUGUUACAGCAUUCUUCUUUUCUUUGUAUCGUUGCUCAUUGGAGGACUGUGAGCAUUUUCCUACAGAUGCAAUAAACUAUUGAAAUGUUUGAUUUCAA
Messenger RNA from Paralichthys olivaceus (Japanese flounder), 7074 nucleotides. NCBI's taxonomy places the organism in Eukaryota, Metazoa, Chordata, Actinopteri, Pleuronectiformes, Paralichthyidae. The record is from RefSeq and is a predicted model, not a curated record.